Messenger RNA from Hypoxylon trugodes, 2799 nucleotides. RefSeq names its product P-loop containing nucleoside triphosphate hydrolase protein. The record is from RefSeq and is a predicted model, not a curated record. Gene Ontology annotation, cellular component: mitochondrial inner membrane. NCBI's taxonomy places the organism in Eukaryota, Fungi, Ascomycota, Sordariomycetes, Xylariales, Hypoxylaceae. The transcript has 2 exons. Gene Ontology annotation, biological process: transmembrane transport; intracellular iron ion homeostasis. Gene Ontology annotation, molecular function: ABC-type transporter activity; ATP binding; ATP hydrolysis activity. The coding region runs from base 283 to 2436 and encodes 717 amino acids.
AAAUAAAAUUGCGAACUUCUUCAAUAUAACUCCUUAGGCAUACAUCUAUAGCUCUGUAUUUUGGUAUCCUCUUUAUUUCCCUCUUUGACAGUUUACCUACAUAAAUAUUCAUCCGAUGUUCCCGAAACUAUAACUAUUAAUUUGACUCAUGGUCUCUCUUACAUAGCCCUAGCUUGAGUCCUUACCUAACAAUCCCUUCCUCCGAGAGCCUACGCGCCAACUAUCCACACGACCCUAUACGAUCCAACAGUCCACGAUGAUUAAACCCCCAAUCAUAUCACCAUGAUUGUAAGAGUAGUCUCUCGGGCUACCGCCACCUAUCCGAACUGCCUGGGCCUGAAUAGAUACCAAUUAAGCCCAUGGAUCUCAUCACCUUCACGAAGCAGCACGCGAGUAUUCACGACAUCCCAAUGUCUCUUACGAACCCCACAACCCGGCCCUCCGCAGGGCGCGAAGACAGCGCCAAAUGCGCAACCGAAUACGACGAAGUUAAUUCCGAAUCCCCCGAAGAAGCCGGCGAGUGCGCAGAAAGACCCUCUUGCUACCGAUGAGAAGAGCGCGCAAGAGCAGCGCAGGGCUGAUUGGACUAUAAUGAAAGAGAUGGCUCAUUACCUGUGGCCCAAAGAUAGCGUGAGCACCAAAUUGCGCGUAUCGCUGGCUGUGGCGCUUCUUAUCGGGGCUAAGGUGCUGAAUGUGCAAGUACCUUUCUACUUCAAGAGCAUUGUGGAUGCCAUGAAUAUCGAUGUGGGGGCUACAGGCGGCACUGCUGCCAUGAUCGCGGGAAGUAUGAUUGUGGCAUACGGCGCAACACGAAUAGGGGCCACUGUAUUCCAAGAACUGCGAAACGCCGUAUUCGCUUCCGUGGCGCAGAAGGCUAUAAGAAAAGUUGCUUGCAACGUCUUUGACCACUUGCUACGCCUCGACUUGAGCUUCCACCUUUCCAAACAGACUGGUGCCCUGACGAGGGCUAUCGACCGAGGUACCAAGGGCAUUAGUUUCCUACUUACCAGCAUGGUCUUUCACAUAUUCCCGACAGCACUGGAAAUUGGCAUGGUUUGCGGUAUUCUAACAUGGCAAUACGGCGCGAAAUAUGCCGCCAUAACGGCCGUCACUAUGACUGCGUACACUGCUUUUACAAUAUGGACCACUGCCUGGAGAACUAAAUUCAGAAGACAGGCUAACGCUGCGGACAACAAGGCUUCAACAGUACAAGUUGACUCCUUGCUCAACUACGAAGCUGUAAAAUACUUCAACAAUGAAAAGUUCGAAGUCGCUCGAUACGACAAGGCGUUGACUGAGUAUGAGAGAAGCUCCAUUAAAGUCGCAACAUCUUUAGCCUUCCUAAACAGUGGCCAAAACAUUAUCUUCUCAAGUGCUCUAACAGCUAUGAUGUACCUCGCCGCCAACGGCGUAGCAAGUGGCUCUUUAACUGUCGGUGACUUGGUUAUGGUCAAUCAGCUCGUCUUCCAGCUCUCCGUACCUCUAAACUUCUUAGGCUCGGUGUACCGAGAACUCAGGCAAUCUCUUCUUGACAUGGAGACAUUGUUUAACUUACAAAAGGUGAAUGUUAGCAUUAAGGAGCUCCCCGAUGCGAAAGCACUGGCACUCUCAAAGGGCGGCGAGAUCAAAUUUGAGAAUGUCAACUUUGGAUAUAAUGCGGAUCGGUCCAUUCUUCGAGAUCUUACCAUGACAAUACCCGCGGGUAAGAAAGUCGCUAUCGUAGGACCAAGUGGAUGCGGAAAGUCCACGUUACUGAAACUUCUUUUCCGAUACUACGACGUCGACAACGGGCGCAUUCUUAUCGAUGACCAAGAUGUUCGCCAUGUUACACUCGAAUCGUUGCGAAAAUCGAUUGGCGUUGUUCCACAAGAUACCCCUCUAUUCAAUAACACGGUGGGACAUAACAUCAAAUAUGGCGAUAUGUCAGCACCUGAAUCGAAAGUCAUAGCUGCUGCGAAACGCGCUCAUAUCCACGAUAUCAUCUCGAGUUGGCCUACCGGAUACGAGACUAAAGUCGGUGAGAGGGGUAUGAUGAUUAGUGGAGGGGAGAAGCAACGUCUUGCAGUUUCUCGAUUAUUAUUGAAAGAUCCCCCUCUAUUAUUCUUCGACGAGGCCACCAGUGCGCUAGACACGCACACCGAACAGGCGCUUAUGCAGAACAUCAACAGUAUCCUUCGAGAAAAGGCGAGGACAAGUGUUUUCGUGGCCCAUCGAUUGCGGACUAUUUAUGACGCUGAUUUGAUUAUUGUGCUGAAAGAGGGAAGAGUCGCCGAACAGGGUACGCAUAAGGAGCUGAUUGACCGUGGAGGCUUGUACUCGGAACUCUGGAGUGCACAAGAAACGCUGUUUGAUGCCGAUGGGGCGGAAAGAGAAGGGGCAGUUAGCGACGAAGUGAACCCCGAAACGAGUUCUAAUAAAGAACAACCCCGACGAUAAUGGCUUUAUGAACCACACGUAAGCUUUGGAAGGAUGAAGCUCCAAUCCCAAGAGCGUAGUCCCACCGAUGAGGCUGCUUUUGAAAAUGCGCCCAACUGCGAUAUGAAGGUAUCACCUGCGGUGAACAUGUACGAUGGUUAGAGGGUUAAUUGGCUAUUGUGUAGAUCUCAAUAACAUAAAAAGGAUCACAACUCAAAUCAACAGUUGUGGGUAUGUUCAGGCUUUAAGACCUCUAUUUGGAACUUUUAUCAACUCUGUGAUGCUCAUACCCCAUUUCCCGCAUGGGAAAGACUUUAGCCCAGAGUCAAGCGUUUAAGUAAACUCUAAUGACUUUUGAACCAUUUUGAUAAUCAGAAUUUGAAU